Porites lobata is the source of this 433-nucleotide messenger RNA. The record is from the annotation of a GenBank genome assembly. NCBI's taxonomy places the organism in Eukaryota, Metazoa, Cnidaria, Anthozoa, Scleractinia, Poritidae.
GGGGCUUGUUUUCCUAACACUCGGGGUUUGUGACAGUUUUCUGCUUGUAAAGACGGGUUUUACACGAUGGUUAACCGUGUGUACCGUCUAUCUUCAACCAAAGAAGGUUUUGCAAAAGAAUGCAACAAGUUACGCACGAUGUUUUCAAAGCUGUGCUAUCCCAAAACAUUGGUCGAUUCCACUACAAAUACGUUAAGCCAGGAACCAGAUAAAGAAAUACACACCGUGCCUUCAGUAGACCCAUCUGUUUACAUAGUAUUGCCCUUUAAAGAUCAGCUAUCAGCUGAUCGCGUACGCAAAGAUAUCUAUUCUCUGGGAGCCAAGAUCGAUGUUAACGUAGAACUCGUCUUUACAUGUAUACUUAUUUCAAUGUGAUUUGUUUGAACCAGCGAGCGGGGUAAUAAGAAUUCCGCAACACUUUGUUGUUGUGGUA